This is a messenger RNA of Salvia hispanica, 1879 nucleotides long. Its product is annotated as cationic amino acid transporter 9, chloroplastic-like. Gene Ontology annotation, cellular component: membrane. The record is from RefSeq and is a predicted model, not a curated record. Lineage: Eukaryota; Viridiplantae; Streptophyta; Magnoliopsida; Lamiales; Lamiaceae. Gene Ontology annotation, molecular function: amino acid transmembrane transporter activity. Gene Ontology annotation, biological process: amino acid transport; transmembrane transport.
CCACUCCACCAACCGGGAAGGAAGUAUGCAACGCCCCGUGACGUCAUCCCCCUCGCCGUCGUGCUACUCUCGCUUCUGGUCUUCCGCCACCAGGUCGAAGCCGAUCUCCCCGCCGCCGGACUCCUCCGUCCGCGACAGCCUUGCGCGGCGGUUAGGCCUCUUCGAUCUCAUUUUGAUCGGCGUCGGAGCCUCCAUCGGCGCCGGAAUAUUUGUCGUCACCGGCACCGUCGCCCGUGACACCGGUCCCGGAGUUACACUUAGCUUCAUCAUUGCAGGAGCAUCUUGUGUUCUGAAUGCUCUCUGUUAUGCUGAACUAGCUUCUCGUUUGCCUGCGGUUGUUGGGGGAGCAUACAUGUAUGCUUACUCGGCUUUCAACGAGCUCACAGCUUUUUUAGUGUUUACUCAGCUGAUGCUCGACUAUCAUAUUGGUGCUGCUAGCAUAGCACGUAGCUUAGCCGGCUAUUGGGUUUCUGUCUUGGAGCUCAUUCCCUUUCUCAAUGAUAACAUUCCAAGUUGGGUUGGGCAUGGAGACACAUUUCUUCAUGUAUUCUCGAUUAACAUCUUUGCUCCUAUAAUUCUAGGCCUCCUCACGGUAGUGCUGUGUCGGGGUGUAGGAGAGUCUUCAAUAUUGAACUCAAUCAUGACCGUGACAAAGGUACUCAUUGUUAUCUUUGUCAUAAUUGCUGGAUCGUUUAAGGUUGACGUUGCGAAUUGGACUCCCUUUGCACCAAAUGGUGCCAAGUCAAUAUUGACAGGAGCAACUGUGGUCUUCUUUGCAUAUGUAGGAUUUGAUGCAGUUGCUAAUUCUGCGGAAGAAUCCAAGAGACCGCAGAAGGAUUUACCAUUAGGCAUCAUUGGCAGCCUCAUGAUCUGUGUCGGGUUGUAUAUCGCUGUUUGCUUAGUGAUUACUGGAAUGGUUCCGUACGAACAUCUAGGAGAAGAAGCACCUUUGGCUAAUGCUUUCACCUCCAAGGGCUUGAAAUAUGUCUCAGUCCUAAUUAGCUGCGGUGCGAUUGCUGGACUUACAACAACACUCUUAGUUGGGCUCUAUGUUCAGUCUCGGUUAUAUCUCGGACUUGGAAGAGACGGUUUACUACCAGCUAUAUUUGCCAAAGUCCACCCGGCGCGACAAACUCCAGUACAUUCACAAGUUUGGGUUGGUCUUAUUGCUAGCAUUUUGGCAGGUUUUCUUAAUGUUCACGUGCUCUCACACGUUCUCUCAGUUGGAUCCUUGACAGGGUAUUCAGUUGUUUCAGCAUGUGUGGUUACCCUACGCUGGAAGGACAAUAAGACAUCUAACGCGGAUUCUACUAAGCGUAUUUCUAAUAGGGCGGAAGGCAUCUUUUGCCUCGUUGCAAUUGCCUGUUGCGGUUGUGCUACUGGCAUCCUCUUCCGAUUUGGUGCUUCAUUUGUUUACCUCAUAAUAGCUUCUGUGAUUGCAGUGUUUGCUGGUGCAACUCUCUACCUACGACAAGCUUAUACUGAUCCACCAGGUUUUUCUUGUCCCGGAGUUCCAAUACUUCCGUCAAUCAGCAUUUUCAUCAAUAUCUUUUUAUUCGCUCAGCUCCACUAUGAAGCCUGGGUGAGAUUCGUUGUCCUAAACAUUGUUGCGCUAGGCGUUUAUGCAUUUUACGGCCAGUUUCACGCCAAACCUGGUUCUGCUGGUGAAGUUUAGAUUCGUAACUAAUGACUGGGCCUUUUCAGCGAUCACGGUAUCAAAUCCAUCUCCAUCAGUUACACACUUAUGAAUCAAAUAAUACAUCGUCCCAACAAUCUUGUAAAUUGUAAAUUUGCUUUUGAGCACGGCAUGUAUUUAUACUUGUGUACAUAAAUAAUGAGAAAUAAUAUGCUGCAUAUCUUAUGUAAGCACCUUAUGUGA